AUGACUCAAAUUUGGACGGGUUUUCUCCUUUGGCUUGCCAACCAUCCGAGGUGGGCCUACGGUCGAAGGCCUCCUUGGUGUUGGUCCCUCUUUUUCUGGCCUCUGGUCCUUCGCCUUCCUCUCACCAUCCACGCAACGACCUUCAAAGUUGGGGUGAUAGGUCCCUGGAAGUGUGACCCCAUCUACGCCCGAGCCUACCCCGACUCUGCGGCCAAGUUGGCUGUUAGCCGGAUCAACAAGGACCCCACUUUAAACAAGGGACACCGGUUUGAUUAUGUCGUCCUUAACGAAGACUGCCAGACCUCCAAGACCCUCGUGGGCCUGCUCAGUGCAGAAUAUUACGCCUCUGGUUUCGUCGGUCCGGUUAAUCCCACGGCCUGUCAGGUAGCGGGGAUGCUGGGCAAGACUUGGAACAAGCCCGUCGUCUCCUGGUCUUGCUUGUCGGAUGACGACGAGGUUGAGCGUUUUGGGACUUUCGUGCGGCCGUUGCCUCAGGCCUCCUUUGUGCUCUACACUGUACUUAAGUACUUCCAGUGGGCUCACCUGGCCAUCAUCACCUCUAAAGAAGACCUCUGGGUCCAAAUGGGGAAAGGCCUGGCCGAUUCGCUGAGGAACUUCGGCCUGCCCGUCACCGUCAUGGCCACCGUGGACGAUGAACCGAGUGGGGUGGAAGAUGCCCUUCAGAAGAUCAAGAAGGCCAACAAUGUACGAGCGGUCAUCAUGUGCAUGCACUCCGUCCUUUUGGGUGGGGUGGAGCAGCGCCUCCUCCUGGAGAAGGCCGAAGAGAUGGUGAUGACCCGAGGAAGCUACAUUUUCAUCCCCUACGAUGUCCUGACCUACAGCCUGCCCUACCAGGGGGAGAUCUACGCAGCGCUGGAGGACAACCUCAAGCUGCGCCGGGCGUACGAUGCCGUGCUCACCGUCACCAUUGACUCUCCAGAAUAUUCCUUCCGUCAGGCUUUUGAAGAGGCGCAGGAGAAGAAAGAGAUUCCGGGACAACUCGACGUGGAGCAGGCCCAUCCUUUGUUCGGCACCAUUUUUAACUCCAUCUACUUCCUGGCAAAGGCCGUGGAAAACACUCGGCUGUCCGGAAAGAGGGUGGUGGGAACAACCAUUGCUGAGCAUGCCAAGGACUUCGAGCUGGAAGGCUUUAGCCAGCCGGUGUCCGCCGACGAAAAGGGAGUCGCCGAAGUCCCAUACAUCGUCUUGGACACGGACGGAAGAGGCAGCCGUCUUCGCCCCGUGUACAAAGUAGACCUGUCUUCUGGCCUCCUGCGUUUCAUAGGACGGGCCGUCCACUGGCCUGACAAUACCAAGCCGGCUUCAGAUUCCAGUUGUUGGUUCAACCGUGGCAUCAUUUGUACCGGGGGUGUGGGUGGCGGCUUUGUUUUCUUCCUCUUCCUCCUUGUCCUUCUCUUGUUCUUGUGUGGAUCCGUUGUGGCUUACUAUCUUCGACGCCGCUUUCUGCAUGACCAGCUCUCUGAAGGACCCAACAAGAUUGUCCUCACCGCCGACGACCUGACCUUCAUCGACUUCCCAAGCAGUAUAAAGAAGUUGAAUGACAGUCCUGGAGGAAAUGGCUCGGAGAAGAAAAGUUUGAAAAAUGGGGCGGAGGAGGAAAAGAACGUAGCCGUGGUGGAGGGUGACUGGGUGUGGCUGAAGAGAUUUCCCGGACAAAGGAACCUCGAAGUCAAACCAAGCACCGAAAAAGUGUUUUGCCAGCUGCGGGACCUGAGGCAUGAAAACGUCAACCUGUUUGUGGGCUUCUUCCACGACGCUGGGAUCCUUGCUAUUGUCUCCGAGCACUGCCCGCGCGGGAGUCUCCAGGACCUUCUCCAGAACGAGGACAUGAAGCUGGACUGGAUGUUCAAGUCGUCCUUGCUGCUGGACCUAAUCAAGGGGAUGAAGUAUCUGCACCAUCAGAAAUUCCCCCACGGACGGCUCAAGUCUCGGAAUUGCGUGGUGGACGGCCGUUUCGUCCUGAAAAUCACGGAUCACAGAUACAACGAGUUGUUGGAAACUCAGAAGGUGGACCGAGAACCGAUGAAGCCUGAGGACCGUUUGUGGACCGCGCCAGAAAUAUUGAGGAAUCCAGCGCUGGAACGGAAAGGCAGCUUCUUGGGAGACAUUUACAGUAUUUCCAUCAUCAUUCAAGAAGUCAUAUGCCGCGAUGCGCCUUAUUGUAUGCUGGACCUGAGCCCCGAAGAGAUCAUCAAGAAGGUGGAGAAGCCCCCUCCCCUUUGCCGCCCCUCUGUCUCCAUCGACCAAGCGCCGGUGGAGUGCAUCCAACUGAUGAAGCAAUGCUGGAGCGAGCAACCGGAUAGGAGACCCAACAUCCAUCAAGUCUUCAGUCAGGUGACGUCAGCCCAGGAAUGGUGGCUAGAAGGGGAAGGAGUCGGAACGCAGACUAACAAGCAUUGGGAGGGACCUUAG
Thamnophis sirtalis is the source of this 2433-nucleotide messenger RNA. The record is from RefSeq and is a predicted model, not a curated record. NCBI's taxonomy places the organism in Eukaryota, Metazoa, Chordata, Lepidosauria, Squamata, Natricidae.